Rhodotorula toruloides NP11 is the source of this 1314-nucleotide messenger RNA. RefSeq names its product NADH oxidase. The record is from RefSeq and is a predicted model, not a curated record. The transcript has 2 exons. Bases 1 to 1314 code for a protein of 437 amino acids. Gene Ontology annotation, molecular function: FMN binding; oxidoreductase activity. NCBI's taxonomy places the organism in Eukaryota, Fungi, Basidiomycota, Microbotryomycetes, Sporidiobolales, Sporidiobolaceae.
AUGUCGCUCGCCUUCGAGCCACUCAAGCUGCCAAAUGGCGUCGUCCUCAAGAACCGCAUCUGCAAGGCCGCGAUGGAGGAGAACCUCGCCGACAUCAACCACUUCCUCGCGCCCUCGCACGAGCUGAUCGAGCUGUACCGCGCGUGGGGCAAGGGUGGAUCGGCGCUCGUCUUGACGGGUCACGUCAUGAUUGACCCGCGCGCGCUUGGCUCGCCUGGUGCACUCUGCCUCUGCGAUGACCUCGUCGACGCGGACCCAGUCUACCUCGACCGCUUCCGCCAAAUGAUCGACGCGUGCAAGGAGGGAGGAGCCGAGAUCUGGCUGCAGAUCAACCAUCCGGGUCGACAGACGCCCAAGGCGCUCGGACAGGUCGCGAAAGGUCCUUCCGCCGUUGCAGUCGACAUCGGCCGGCUCUCGCGCGUCAUGUUCGACACGCCGGUCGAGAUGACCGAGGAGGACAUCCAGGAUGUCAUCCGGCGGUUUGCGCGGACAGCAGCGUUAGCGGAGGAGCUGGGAGCGGGCGGAAUCGAGGUGCAUGCGGCGCAUGGCUACCUCCUCAGCGCGUUCGCCUCGCCCAUCGCGAACAAACGUACGGACAGGUGGGGCGGGUCGCUCGAGAACCGCACGAGGCUGCUCUUUGAGGUCGUGAAGGCCAUCAAGCGCGAAGUCAAGUCGUCCAAGUUUGGCGUCGGGGUCAAGAUCAACUCGGCCGACUUCCAGCGUGGCGGCUUCGAGGAGCAAGACGCCCUGCAGGUCAUCGAAACGCUCAACACGCUAGGCGUCGACUUCAUCGAGGUCUCCGGCGGGUCAUACGAGUCCCCCGCCAUGCGCGGUAUCAACCUCUCUUCCCGCAGCGCCCAACGCCAGGCGUACUUCCUCGACUUUGCGGAAAAGGCCGCGGCGCUCUCGCGGGUCCCGAUCAUGUGCACGGGCGGGAUCGUGCGCCGUGAGACGCUCGACCAGGUCGUCGCGUCGGGCAAGACUAUCGCCGGUAUCGCCACCGCUAUCGGGAUCAUGCCUGACCUCCCGAACCGACUCGAGCGAGGGGAAGACCCGGCGCCUCGGUUGAAGUACACGACGUCGUGGAUCCUGAGCGGCUCAGUACUGGCGUCGGCGACGACGAGGCAAGUCAACUACAGCAUGGAGCGGAUCGGGCGGGGCAAGGAACCGUGUCCGGGAGUGUGGCCGGCUUGGGCGCUGCUGAUGGACCAGGUUGCGGGGCUUGGGCAGGCGAGCAAGUACAAGAAGGUGGUUGUCAAGUACCUAGAUGAGCGAGACGGGCGGGCGGUGAAGAGCGGCAAGAAGGAGGAGUAG